AUGACUCUCGAACGUUGGAGGCCAGUGUUGCGCCUCUGGGCGCCCACGCCGUAUGCGACAGCCUUUCGAAACCAAACCAGAUGCCUCCACAGCACGCGCCCUUCGCAUCCGAUACCGUCACCGCGUCCAUUCGUGCCCGACGUGGAAACCUUUCUCAAACUGAUUGGCCGUGGCUUGAGCCGAUACGCAUCCAAGUUUCCAUCGUGGGACUCUCUCUUCUCCCUGACUGGCCCUGAGCUGCAGCAACUCGGCAUCGAGCCAACACGCAACCGCCGCUACCUGCUACGAUGGAUGCAGAAAUAUCGCAAGGGCGAUCUGGGUCCGGGAGGGGACUUUGAAUAUGUCAAGGAUGGCGAGGCGAUCUUGAAGCUCGCCCUCCCGCCUGCGGACCAACUCAAGCAGACCAAGUUCGUGGUCAACGUCCCUCAUCCCGAGGCCGAGGUGGCAGAGCCCCCAAAACUUCUACCGCGUCCCAUGGGCUAUACUGUCAGGGGCGAGAAGACAAUUGCCGGGCCGUACGCCAUGCCGCUCCCGCAGAGUGGCGUCAGCGUCAAGGUCACCGAGGGAAUGUGGGAACAACGCCGCGGCCGUAAGAUCGACGGCGGAGAGCGCAGGAGAUCAGAGGUCUUGUUCAAGAAGCGCUCGGCUGAGAGACGGGCACAGCGCGAGGCUGAUUUGCUCUCCAGGCUGUAA
Emericellopsis cladophorae is the source of this 693-nucleotide messenger RNA. Its product is annotated as Protein FYV4. The transcript has a single exon. The record is from RefSeq and is a predicted model, not a curated record. NCBI's taxonomy places the organism in Eukaryota, Fungi, Ascomycota, Sordariomycetes, Hypocreales, Bionectriaceae. Gene Ontology annotation, cellular component: mitochondrion. Bases 1 to 693 code for a protein of 230 amino acids.